AUGAAGUCUUUAGUGGAUGACUAUUAUGAUAAUAAGGACAUGUGUCCGAUCUGUAAGACAGAUCGGUAUCUGUCACCAGAUGUGAAGUUUCUCGUGAAUCCAGAAUGCUACCACAAAAUCUGUGAAUCGUGUGUGGAUCGUAUAUUCAGCCUCGGUCCAGCACAGUGUCCCUACAAGAAUUGUGAUAAGAUUCUAAGAAAGAACAAGUUCAAGACGCAGAUAUUCGAUGACGUUGGGGUAGAGAAAGAGGUUGAUAUCAGGAAGAGAGUGUUUGCCGUCUUUAAUAAGAAGUUAGAGGAUUUUGAGGGAAGCUUGGAGGAGUAUAACAAGUAUCUGGAAGAGAUAGAGGAGAUUGUGUAUAACCUGGAUAACGGUAUCGAUGUUGCCCAGACGGAGGAGAAACUGCGUACAUACGAGGAGCUGAAUAGACAGCUGAUUAUGACCAAUAUGGAGCGUAAUAAGCAAGACUUGGAGAGUUUUGAACAAAGACAACAGUUUGAGAAGGAAAUGAGAAUGAAGAAGAGGAUUCUUGUCAGGCAAAUUGAAGAAGAAGAGAGGAUGAAUAAAGAAUGGGCCAAAAAAGAGAUUGUAAAUAGACUUUCAAGCGCCGAUGACGUUGAUGAUGUUAUAGAAGGUGUCAAGAAUACAGUGAAGUUAAAGAAAUCUUCUGCUAGAAGGAAAUUGGAGGAGUUGAAUAGGGUCAUGAUGAAUAACCCAUACUUAGCAGCCAACAGCGGCGGGCCCAGAAAGGAUGCUGUACCCUUCACGCCGUUCAAUGGGGACAGAGAUGUCUCAAAGCGUUAUAAUCUUGACGAGUCGCUGUACAGUGAUCCCUUUAUCAAGGAUUUGCAAGAAAGAAAGGACUUUAUCGCUUCUGGUUUUAGAGUCGAUUAUGUCUAUAGCCGUAUGCUCACUGAAGCAUUUAUGGGUCUCGGCUGCGUCAUCGGCGAAGAGUUACAAACCUCUUAA
This is a messenger RNA of Torulaspora delbrueckii, 969 nucleotides long. It is a transcript of the gene TFB3, whose product is annotated as TFIIH/NER complex subunit TFB3. NCBI's taxonomy places the organism in Eukaryota, Fungi, Ascomycota, Saccharomycetes, Saccharomycetales, Saccharomycetaceae. Gene Ontology annotation, biological process: nucleotide-excision repair; positive regulation of cyclin-dependent protein serine/threonine kinase activity; regulation of transcription by RNA polymerase II. Gene Ontology annotation, molecular function: cyclin-dependent protein serine/threonine kinase activator activity. Gene Ontology annotation, cellular component: transcription factor TFIIH holo complex. The transcript has a single exon. Bases 1 to 969 code for a protein of 322 amino acids. The record is from RefSeq and is a predicted model, not a curated record.